This is a messenger RNA of Rhodamnia argentea, 512 nucleotides long. Its product is annotated as protein SENESCENCE-ASSOCIATED GENE 21, mitochondrial-like. Bases 111 to 374 code for a protein of 87 amino acids. The record is from RefSeq and is a predicted model, not a curated record. Lineage: Eukaryota; Viridiplantae; Streptophyta; Magnoliopsida; Myrtales; Myrtaceae. The transcript is spliced from 2 exons.
GUAAUAAAUCUCGCUGUAUCUCUAAGCACUAUAAAACCCCACCUCGCUCAAGAGCCCUAGCGACCAAACCCAUUAUCCAUCUCUCUCUAGUUCCAGGUUUCUUGAAGAAGAUGAUCAUGGCCAAGGCUCCCGUCAAUGGCAUGCUUCUUCUCAGCCGGCGGUUGUACGGAGCGCUAGCGGAGAAGACAGCGGGGGCGGCAGUGGCAGCGGCGGGGGGUGCAAUCGGGAAGGCGGUGAAGGAGGAGGAGGAGAAGAAGGUGUUCUGGAUGAGAGAUCCCAAGAGUGGGAACUGGAUACCGGAGAGUCACUUCGACGUGGUUGAUGUUGCAGAGCUGAGAGAGAAGCUCCUCGCCAAGAAGGAGGGCAAGCUUUGAGCAAGAUCUUUUGAUAACUGUGGCUUUCUCCUGAUCCAUAAUCCCUUCCUUAUGAUACAAUACCGUACAAUCUCUGUUGUGAAACUAUUAAUACGGGGGCACGAGAGGGCCUUUCAAUCUAUGAAUACCUGCAAAUUU